AUGCGACAUGAUACACGGUCAUACAGUACUGUAUGUCCACGAUCACAGCUGGGCCAUAGAACAACAAAGUGCAUCGGCGUGCCAAUCAAGACGAUGGCUUGGCAGGCAAAGGAUAGGCACAUGCCUCAAACAGCACUGCAGACGACCCGCGGCGACGGGUACAAAACAUCUGGUGAGGUGGUGAGCACUGAUGAGCAGCGGCAGCGGCAGCGUUCGGUGUGCCAGAACUUUCACGCCCGCUUGUCCUGCUCAGCUCAAUCUAUUGGGACUACAACAGCUUCGGUGUGCGGCGUGUCCACGCUUGAGCCUGGCAGCAAGCCUAUGAUUGCUUGCUGCGGCACAAGCUCCAAUCAUUAUUAUGUACUACAGUGGUGGUUUAUUAUGGAGCAGCAGCAGGUGCUGGCGCAGGCCCAGGUCAUGGCUGAAGGGAGGCCGGAGGCGCGGGACUUGGGGAGUUUGGUGGAUGGAUGGAUGGAUGAUAGACGGAUGGGCCAUGGAUGGGCUAUGGGCUAUUUGUCGAAUCUCGAUGCCGCGAAGUGGGCAGCUGGCAACGGGCGAGGGCGAGGGCGAGGGCGAGCGAACGAGCACCAAAGCGUAAUGUUGCAAGCCACAGCCGGCCCAGAGUCUGAGUCUGCUGCUGCUGCUGGUGUGCUGAGUGGCCGGCGGCGCAGCGAUGCUCACCCUCACCCUCGCCCUCACCCUCACCCUCACCCUCCACUCUGCGCUCUCUGCACUCUCCGGUCUCCCAGACCAGAGCCCGAGCCCGAGCCCGCGCGGCGCUCAGACCCGCAGCGCAGCGCAGCGCUGAGCCAUCCUUCAUCUUCCAUUCAGGCUCUCAGUGGUGACUGGUCCCUCCUUAUAAGUUAUGAACAGUGA
Messenger RNA from Pseudocercospora fijiensis CIRAD86, 876 nucleotides. RefSeq lists its product as uncharacterized. The coding region runs from base 1 to 876 and encodes 291 amino acids. The transcript is spliced from 10 exons. The record is from RefSeq and is a predicted model, not a curated record. Lineage: Eukaryota; Fungi; Ascomycota; Dothideomycetes; Mycosphaerellales; Mycosphaerellaceae.